Molecule: messenger RNA, 1694 nt
Organism: Colossoma macropomum (tambaqui)
Lineage: Eukaryota; Metazoa; Chordata; Actinopteri; Characiformes; Serrasalmidae
Gene: lpar2a
Product: lysophosphatidic acid receptor 2a
Exons: 3
Coding region: 468-1517 (349 amino acids)
Biological process (GO): G protein-coupled receptor signaling pathway
Cellular component (GO): membrane
Molecular function (GO): lysophosphatidic acid receptor activity
Source: RefSeq, a predicted model, not a curated record
GUCCGUGAGGAAACAGUGCAGAGGGCCCUGAUUUAAGUGAUUUACCAGGACUUUUUUUUAUCAGUUUGGCAGUUUAAUUUAGUGUAAUUGGGACGAAAACGAAUCUCGGAAGAAUGAUUUACUUUUAGGGUUGGGUUAUAGGCAAAUGUUUAAGGUUUCUAAAUGCCUCGCAUUACGUACUGGUGAGUCAGACGUAUUCUGAUUACUUUAUUGUUUUCAAUUAGGGCUGUUCCACAUGCAGAAGUAUAGAAGCAGCCUCUGAAAGAAAGUGUGCUUGUCCAUAGAAGUAGCCUUGAAUUCUGUAAAAGCUCCAGGCUGUUCAGUAGGACACAAGCUGGACAUUUGAUGGGAUGCCACCUUGGGUUGAACCGACUGUUUCCUAUGGCGGGUGAUUUACUACCACAGGAAGGGGAAAUCUAGCUGAUGACGGUUGGGUCACUUCUCUGACCCUGAGCUUUUCCUUGGCAAUGCACUCUGAAGAGUGCGAGGGACUUGGGCAGAAUGUCUCGUUCUUCUACUCUCAGAGUAAGAAGAACAUCAGUGCACAGUGGAAGUCAAUUGACUUUGUAGUGGUUGGACUCGGAGUGCCUGUCUGCAUCCUGAUCAUCCUCGCCAACCUGAUGGUCAUGGUGGCCAUCAUCUUGAACCGCCGCUUCCACUUCCCCAUCUACUACUUGCUGGGGAACAUGGCAGCAGCUGACCUCUUCGCAGGCAUCUCCUACCUCAAUCUGAUAUUUCACACCGGCCCAUGGACCAUCGGGCUGUCCCAACAGCAGUGGUUCUUCCGCGGAGCCCUGAUAGAGAUGAGUUUGACGGCCUCUGUGGUCAACCUGCUGGCUGUGGCUUUAGAACGGCAUCAGACUAUCUUCACCAUGCAGCUGCACAGCACCAUGUCCAACCGCCGUGUGGUGUUGCUCAUUGUGGCUAUCUGGGCACUGGCUAUCAUCAUGGGCCUGGUGCCCACCAUGGGCUGGAACUGCGUGUGUCAGCUGGACCAGUGCUCUGCCGUGGCCCCACUUUAUUCCCGGAGCUUCCUGGUGUUCUGGGCCUUGCUCAAUCUUCUCACUUUCUUUAUCAUGGUAGCCAUCUACACUCGCAUUUUUGUCUAUGUUCGGCGGAAGAGCCAGAACAUGGCCCUGAGCUCUAUUCAGGUCACGAAUGGCGACACCCUUGUGGGCCUGAUGAAGACGGUCUCCAUGAUUCUGGGUGCCUUUGUGAUCUGCUGGACUCCGGGUUUGGUCAUUCUGUUGGUGGACGGGCUUAAGUGUACAGAAUGCCAUGUUCUGAAAUACGAGAAAUACUGCCUGGUCGUGGCCGAGUGCAACUCCCUGGUGAACCCCAUCAUCUACUCGUGCCGGGAUAAGGACAUGAGGACUACAUUCAAGCGCAUUCUGUGCUUCCUCUGCAGGCGAGGGAGGGAGCAGGAGGAUGACCCCUCCAACGUCCAGUGUGACACUUUGAAAAGAGAGUGUCUGCUGACGGAGAAAUGCUCAGAAAAUUACAACAACGCUCUGUGAGGAUCUCUCGUCUACUGUCCUUUACGAAACAAAUGCAAUCAUCGUUUAGUCUCGGGUACAUGUAGCACAUGUGACUUUGGAGCGCAUAACAGUUUUGUUCCCCAUCAUUUAACUGAAUUUGUUCUUGCUACUUCUGUUUUACGGAUGUAAGAAGAGUGUGAUGUGUUGGCUGACUUA